Molecule: messenger RNA, 8148 nt
Organism: Alligator mississippiensis (American alligator)
Lineage: Eukaryota; Metazoa; Chordata; Crocodylia; Alligatoridae
Gene: UBR1
Product: ubiquitin protein ligase E3 component n-recognin 1
Exons: 47
Coding region: 25-5355 (1776 amino acids)
Biological process (GO): protein ubiquitination; ubiquitin-dependent protein catabolic process via the N-end rule pathway
Cellular component (GO): cytoplasm; ubiquitin ligase complex
Molecular function (GO): ubiquitin protein ligase activity; zinc ion binding
Source: RefSeq, a predicted model, not a curated record
UUCCGGGCGGCGGCGCCACUCAAAAUGGCGGACGGAGGCGACGGAGUGGCAGCGGCGGGCGGCCGCGGCUCCGGCCCCCUGAAGACGGCGAUGUGGUGGGAUGAAAGAGUUGAUUUCCAGGCUGCUUUUUUACAAUGUUUGGCAAAGCAUGUGCCAAACAUUUACUCUUCAGAAAUGGAUCCCUUGCUGGAAAAGCAGGAAGAAUUGGUCCAGGUCACAAUAUUUUAUCCUUUGGAGAGGUGUUUGUUUGGAGAAGACCCAGACAUCUGCCUGGAGAAGCUGCGGCAAAGUGGAUCUUCUCAGCUCUGUGGGAAGGUGUUCAAAAGUGGAGAGACAACAUAUUCCUGCAGAGACUGUGCAAUUGAUCCAACUUGUGUGCUAUGUAUAGACUGCUUCCAGAAUAGCAUUCACAAGAACCACCGUUACAAGAUGCAUACUUCUACUGGAGGAGGGUUUUGUGACUGUGGAGAUACAGAAGCAUGGAAGGCUGGACCAUUUUGUACUAAACAUGAGCCUGGAGCAGCAAGUACUACACAAGAGAAUUCAGAAUGCCAGCUAAAUGAAGAGGUAAUGGCACAAGCCAGGAAGGUGUUCCCUUCUGUCAUACAAUAUAUUGCUGAUAUGACCAUCUGGAAAGAAGAGAAGGAACUGCCUCCAGAGCUCAUGACUAGGUGUGGAAUAUUGUCAGCAUUUUCUCAAGUGUUAAAACCUCCAUUCAGAUUUUUUUUUAACAUUAGAGAGAAGACUGAUAAUUACUACUGUGUCCUUUUCAAUGAUGAACAUCAUUCUUAUGACCAUGUCAUCUACAGUCUACAAAGGGCACUUGGCUGUGAAUUUGGAGAAGCCCAGUUACAUACUACAGCCAUAGAUAAAGAGGGUCGUAGGGUUGUUAAAGCAGGUCCUUAUGCAUCUUGUCAAGAAGCAAAGGAGGAGAUCAAGAGACACUCUGAGAAUGUUUCCCAACGACCACUUCAUGUGGAGGUUCUGCAUGCUGAUGUUGUGGCUCAUCAGAAAUUUGCUUUACGCCUAGGUUCCUGGUUAAACAAACUUAUGAGCUAUUCAAGUGACUUCCGUCAGAUCUUCUGUCAAAUAUGCCUCAAAGAAGAAGCUGACUAUGAAAAUCCUUGCUUCAUAAGCAUGUUGAUGCUUUGGGAUGCAAAACUUCAUAAAGGAGCAAGGAAGGUCCUUCAUGAACUUAUCUUCAGCAGUUUUUUCAUGGAAAUGGAGUACAAAAAACUUUUUGCUAUGGAAUUUGUGAAGUAUUAUAAGCUAUUGCAAAAAGAGUAUAUCAGUGAUGAUCAUGAAAGAAAUAUCUCAGUGACUGCACUCUCGGUUCAGAUGUUCACUGUGCCUACCCUGGCCCGCCAUCUUAUUGAAGAGCAGAAUGUAAUCACCACUAUCACAGAGACUCUUCUAGAAGUUCUGCCAGAGUAUCUGGACAAGAAUGACAAAUUCAACUUUCAGGGUUAUAGCCAGGACAAACUGGGCCGGGUGUAUGCAGUCAUAUGUGAUCUCAAGUAUAUCUUAAUUAGUAAGCCCACAGUUUGGACAGACAGACUGAAGGAAUGCUUUUUGGAAGGGUUCUGUUCAUUCCUGAGGAUUCUGACUUGUAUGCAGGGAAUGGAAGAGAUAAAGAGACAAAUUGGUCAACACAUCGAGGUAGACCCUGACUGGGAAGCAGCCAUUGCUAUCCAGAUGCAGCUGAAGAAUAUUCUUUUGAUGUUCCAAGAGUGGUGUGCUUGUGAUGAAGACCUUUUGCUAAAGGCUUACAAGGAGUGCCAUAGAGCUGUGAUGAGAUGCAGCACAAAUAGUCAUUCACGAGCAAAGACAUUUUUUCACUUAUGUGGCCACACGCUGGAAUACAGACCUUACAGAGUGUCUGUAGAUUCUGUUAGCAUACACUUGCCACUGUCCAGGACCCUUGCUGGUCUACAUGUAAGGUUAAGCAAGACUGGAGCCAUCUCAAGACUAAAUGAAUUUGUCUCUCCUAAAGAAUUCCAAGUGGAGCUGCUGAUAGACUAUCCUUUGCGCUGUCUUGCCUUGGUUGCUCAGGUUGCAGCAGACAUGUGGAGGAGGAAUGGGCUUUCCCUGAUAAGUCAGGUGUUCUAUUACCAGGAUGUUAAAUGUAGAGAAGAGAUGUAUGAUAAAGACAUCAUUAUGCUGCAGAUUGGUGCAUCUCUUAUGGAUCCGAAUCAUUUCCUUUUGAUGAUGCUUCAGAGAUAUGAACUUGCUGACGCCUUCAGGAAGAUCAUGCCCACUAAAGACCAGGAUUUGAUUAAGCAGUGUAAUACAUUAAUAGAGGAGAUGCUGCAGGUUCUCAUCUAUGUUGUAGGGGAAAGGUAUGUACCUGGAGUAAGUGAUGUAUCAAAAGAAGAUGUUGUUAUGAGAGAAAUCAUUCAUCUGCUUUGUAUUGAACCAAUGGCUCACAGUGCUAUUGCUAAAUCUUUGCCUGAGAAUGAAAACAAUGAAACUGGCUUGGAGAACGUAAUUGACAAAGUCGCCGUUUUUAAGAAACCAGGGGUGUCAGGCCAUGGAGUUUAUGAGCUGAAGGAUGAAUGUUUGAAGGAGUUCAAUAUGUUCUUUUAUCAUUACACCAAAACCCAACACAGCAAGGCUGAACAUACACAGAAGAAGAGAAGAAAACAAGAAAACAGAGAUGAAGCAUUACCACCUCCGCCUCCUCCAGAAUUCAGCCCUGCAUUCAGUAAUGUGGUAAAAAUUAUGAACUGUGAUGUCAUGAUGCAUAUCCUCAGGACCAUCCUUCAAAGAGCAGUAGAACUGGAGACCCACUUAUGGACAGAAGCUAUGAUCCAAAUGGUACUUCAUCUCCUUUCUCUGGGCUUGCUGGAAGAGAAACAGCAGCUAGGGAAGGCUCCAGAGGAAGAAGUGACCUUUGACUUCUAUCACAAAGCAUCAAGAAUGGGAAGCUCAGCCUUGAAUGCUGUGAACAUAGUGAUGCUUCUGGAAAAGCUGAAAGGAAUUCCUCAGUUAGAAGCACAGAAGGACAUGAUCAACUGGAUACUGCAGACAUUUGACACAGUGAAACGAUUGAGAGAGAAGUCCAGCUUUUCAACAGUAACCACUAUCUCAAGAUCAGAAGCUACAAAAGGUGAUGAGACCCAGAGCACUCAGGACAAAGAUAAGGCUGAGCGGAAAAGAAAGGCAGAAGCAGCCAGACUGCAUCGUCAGAAGAUAAUGGCCCAGAUGUCUGCCUUGCAGAAGAAUUUCAUUGAAACUCAUAAACUCCUGUAUGAAAACACACAGGAGGCGCAGGGAAGAGAGGAUUCCAUUAUGGAGGAAGAAAGCAUACCCAUAGCUAUUAAUCACUACAGAAUUGCCUUGGGUCCCAAACGAGGGCCAUCUGUUACAGAAAAGGAGGUGUUGACCUGUAUUCUUUGUCAAGAGGAACAAGAAGUGAGACUGGAGAAUACUGCAAUGGUACUAUCGGCCUGUGUCCAGAAAUCCACUGCCUUAACUCAGUACCGUGGGAAAACUCUUGAAGACUCAGAUGGUAUGCUUGAUCCUCUUUUCAUGCAUCCUGAUUUGUCAUGUGGAACUUAUACAGGAAGCUGUGGUCAUGUGAUGCAUGCAGCCUGCUGGCAGAAGUACUUUGAAGCCAUACAGUUGAGCUUUCGGCAGCGUCUCCAUGUUGAACAGAUUUUUGACUUGGAGAAUGGCGAGUACCUCUGCCCACUCUGCAAGUCUCUCUGCAACACUGUGAUUCCCAUUGUUCCUUUGCAGACUCAGAAAAUAAACAGUGAGGAUGCAGAGGCAAUAGCUCAAAUUCUGUCCCUAGCUAGGUGGUUGGAGAUUGUCAUGGCCAGGAUAUCAGGCUACACUGCAAACAUCACUAAAGAAGAAGAGCCUAAAAAUGCUCCAGCUGUAGUCAGUAGAGAAAAGGGGGACUCUGCUCUGGAUUUCCAUUCUAUCCUUAGUUUUGGAAUUCAGCCUUUAGCCAAAUACUCAAGAAGUAUUAAGGAGAUGCUGGUUCUUUUUGCCACCACCGUUUACAGAGUUGGAUUACAGGUUGCUCCCAGUGAAUCUGAUCCUCGUAUUCCUGUGACAACUUGGAGCACGUGUGCUUUUACUAUUCAAUGUAUAGAGAAUCUUCUGGAAGACGAGGGCAAACCUCUAUUAGGAGCACUACAAAACAGACAGCACAGUGGCCUUAAAGCAUUAGUGCAAUUUGCAGCUGCUCAGAGGACUACAGCACCACAAAGCUUGAUUCAGAAACAUCUGGUUCGUCUCCUAGCAGUUCUUCUGCCAGAUGUUAAAGUGGAAGACACACUGUCUCUUCUAGAUAUAGAUAUGUUUCAUGUUUUGGUAGGAUCUGUGUUAGCAUUCCCAUCUUUAUAUUGGGAGAAUGCUGUAGAUUUGCAACCUUCAUCUAUUAGCUCUUCCUAUAACCACCUUUACCUCUUCCAUUUGGUCACCAUGGCACACAUAACACAAAUCAUUCUCACCUCAACAACAGAAUCCUCCACUGCUCAAUCACAAGAUGACAGUGAGGAGGCUCGUACUGCUGAGGCUUUCUGUAAGGAAGUUUCCCAGUACACCAGUGGUUGCUUUAGUCAAAACACUCCAGGCUGGCAUAUAUGGGACUGUGUCAAGAAAGGCAUUACACCUUACCUUCGUUGUGCUGCUUUGUUUUUCCAUUAUUUGCUGGGGGUGCCUCCACCUGAGGAGCUGCUGGUAGUUUCUGAUGAAGGACAGUUGAAGGCACUUUGUAGUUAUCUCUCUCUUCCCACCAAUUUGUUCCUGCUUUACCAGGAAUAUUGGGAUACUGUAAACCCCUUGCUCCAAAGGUGGUGUGCUGACCCUGCUGUACUAAGUUAUCUGAAUGGGAAAAGCAUAGCAAUAAGGUACCCAAGGAAAAGAAAUAAUUUAAUAGAUCUUCCAGAAGACUACAGCUGCCUCCUCAAUCAAGCUUCUCAGUUUCGGUGCCCAAGAUCAUCUGAUGAUGAACAAAAGCAUCCAGCAUUGUGUUUGUUUUGUGGGGUUAUGCUAUGUUCCCAGAGAGCCUGCUGUCAGGAGUUAGUGAAUGGAGAGGAGCUAGGAGCCUGCAACUUUCAUGCUCUCCAUUGCGGAGCUGGAGUCUGUAUGUUCCUCAAAAUCAGAGAAUGCAAAGUUGUCUUGGUAGAAAGUAAAACCAGAGGCUGCUUUUAUCCUGCUCCCUACCUAGAUGAAUACGGAGAAACGGACCCAGGCCUGAAAAGAGGUAAUCCACUGCAUUUAUGUCAAGAACGUUACCGGAAACUCCAUCUGCUAUGGCAGCAACACUGCAUCAUAGAAGAGAUUGCCAGAAGCCAGGAAACCAAUCAGAUCUUCUUUGGAUUCAACUGGCAAAUGCUCUAACACCCAGUUCAUAAUAAAAUCUGUAACUAUGGGGGAAAAAGAGGAGGAUAGUAAAGAAUCUGCCCUCUAGAAGGAUUAUCCAGCUCAGACAUGGCUGAUGCAUUGAAGCAAAAUAAUUCUCAAUUCAUAGGGUUUACUCUACUAAGCGUCCUUCUCCCAUAACAAAAUCUGCAGCCUUUUAUCAUUGGUGACCAGUGUUGAAUAUUCUAGGGAAUCAUUUUCUGGGAAUUGUGAGCUCUAUAGAUAUUUUGAUGAGGGUAAAUUUUCCCUGUCCACCUCUGCACAUUUCUACUCCAAAAGCCCGAACUGUCACUCAAUGGCAUUGAAUAUACAGGUAGAAGUGUGAUCCUACAGAAGAACCAAUUAUGGGAAGCUGUUAAUGUUCCUAUAUGUAAUAAAAUAAGUAUAUAAGGUUUGACAUGCAGUGUCUGAUAUGGCUUCUAUUUGUCUUGAAAUGCCAGGAGUCUGUCUGGAAUUUAGGUAUAAUCCCUCCUUUCUCCUCCUUUCUGUCUGGGUUCCUAGUCCUAGUUUAGCAGGACAUAAACUGGCCUGGGUCUCUGGCAUACUAAAGGGGGAGUCAUACCAGGCCUCUAGUAGACCAUAGCAGCAGUCUCAGCAAGCGUUAGGCAGGGCAGCAAAAAAGCUGCAUCAUCCUAGAUCCUGGGAUGUAAUGGCAAAUGCUUUCUGAGGAAUAAAGUUCCCAGUAAUCCACCCUCCAAGAGAGGGUAUGAGGAGUGAUGUGCAUGGGAGCAUUUCUGUCUUGCCUGUUGCAUCAAAAAUUAAAAUCAUCUCUGCUUGUUGCAUUAUCAGAAUUGCAAUUUUAUAUAAUGUAGCUGCCCUCGGUAUAUGUUGAAGAGCAUUCUACAUACUACAGUUUCAAGAACUACCCUGUUUGGUUGGCAUGAUAAGCUUUUACUUUUGAAAUUGUACCCAGAAACAUCCACAUUCAACACAAGACUUGAUGAUGUAAUGCUACUUUUAUAGCACUCUGUUUAACCAUCCUCCAGCUACAAUAAACAGAAGACCUGUGAACAGGAAGCAGUUAAAUAAAAGGCAUUUAAAGUUACCCCAAUACUACAAAAGAUAACAUGGCAAGUUUUAGACUUGCUAAACAGGCAUAAAUCAGUACCUUUUGUGCCCAUGUUGGAGGAGCUUUCCACCCUGCAUCUUUGUGUCAUCUGUUUGGGAGCCAUUAUAAACUGCUUUUGGAAUCAUGCCAGAUGCCAGUUACAACAUAAAGGAGAGCAAAUGAUUUUAAACUGUCUCUACCUUUCAGUAGCCAGUAGCACAUUGUGAUUGAUCUAUCUGCCAGUAAAGUGACAGUACUUAAAAUCCAUCAUUCUGUUUACUGGGUUUUUGCCAUAAUAAUGUACACACAAGGAACUUCAAUGUGAAAGAUAAGUUUGAAUAUAUAAAUCCCUUUUAACUACCACUUUCCCAAGCAACGCUACCUAUGUCGGAAAGUCUGAAGUAUCCAGGGAACAUAUGUGCACUGUUCAUUGUUUUGUUUUGGGUUGGGAUUUUUUUGGUAUGUCAUAUUAAUGCUUGAAAGGAGAGUGCUAUGAAGAAUUUUAAACUGUCAUUGCACACAUGCUUUUGUGUGAUUUUUUUUUUUCUUCUUCUUCUUUUUACUAGUAGUGGAGUGAAGUGACAGGAAAGAUAAUGGUAUUACAAGUCAUGAUUUCAUGUUUACAAACAAUAAAUAAUCCUUCUCCUAUUUUCCUAAAAUCCAUAGAAGAUUUAUUGAGUGCACUGACCAGUAGUUACAACUCUCAUUAUACCUUCAAAAGUGAAAUUCAGAGAAGUGCAAAUGUUUGAUUUUUCUGAUACUCAAAUACUCUUAAAACUUUUGCUUGUUUUAUCAGGUUAAUCCACCCCAGUGGAUAUAAAUAAUUUUCUUUUAGGUGUAUUUUUCUUGUCUUCACCUUAUUGCAGUGAAGACAUCUUUCUCCAUUUUGGUGUAUUCUGAUUUCUAAACUGAAAUGAAAUCCCUUGGUAGGGAAAUAUCAGUUCUGUUAGUUUGGUCUAAUCCAUAAAUUGAAAUCUUGGGUUUAGAAAAACAGCUGUCAUGGAGACCUGCAUGCAGUGGCAGUUUAAAGGUUACUACUAAUACUGUUUACCAGCUAAAGCACUGUAUUGAGAUUAGAACAGUUUAUGCCUCACUGGAAACCAUCAUUGACUUCAAAACUGUAUUUCCAUGCUGUUUCCUGCUUAGUGAGAUCAAAGUAUUUUAUCUAUUCAUAUAUCAGGUUUCUAGUAGCUGUGCACCUCACUCAGACAAGAAGUUUGUGCACAUAAAGUUCAGUUAACAAAUACACUGCAAGAUCAUUUUAUUCUGUGGUCUGGUAAUCAGCAAUUCAAAGUCCUUUAAAGAGACAGAAGCUGGUUUGAGCAGGUAAAAUCUUGUUUAAAGUUUCCCUAAAUUUUUAUGCAAUUGGGAGAGGCAGGAGAUUGAAGGCAAAGGAAGAGAUGUUCUUCUUUUUCUGUACAUUUGCACUUAUUAUUUUAGCAAAUGGGCUCCCACUAAUGAGUGUCAUCAUCUUUCAUUUCAUAAUUUACUAUGCAGUUUGGUUCACUGUGAGUAUAAUCUGUAUUUAGUGAGCGCAAAAUGCUUAAGCCACUGAGAAUUCCAUCCAAGAUGACCAGAAGAACUUAUUUGAAUAAUGCAUAUAUUGGUAUUCUUAACUGCAGAAUUGUACAUUUGAAACUUGUAUAAUGUUCCUGUGCUUUUGAAAUAAAAUAUCUUGUAUAUGUAUAUUUAAAAAAGGGAAUAAAGUAACUUCUUGUACACUG